This is a messenger RNA of Grosmannia clavigera kw1407, 1269 nucleotides long. RefSeq lists its product as uncharacterized. The record is from RefSeq and is a predicted model, not a curated record. Bases 1 to 1269 code for a protein of 422 amino acids. The transcript has a single exon. NCBI's taxonomy places the organism in Eukaryota, Fungi, Ascomycota, Sordariomycetes, Ophiostomatales, Ophiostomataceae.
AUGGAAUCCUUCGUCCCAGUCACCGGCCUAGCCGAGCUAGACCAGCACCUGGAUAGCCUCUUGGCAGCGACAGCAGCCUCGAUUGGCUCAGUGCUCGAGACCCGGCCGCUCGUGGAUGCCCGCCUCUUUGACAGCGUCGAGCUGCAGCUGUCGGACGCCAACAUCCCCGUGCUGGCGCCGCGGCUGCUGCCCAAGAUUGUCGCUGUCCUGCAGCAGCAGUCGCUCUGGCCGGCCGACCCGGCAGCCCAUCGCGGCGAGGGUGACCGGGCGGCCGACAUCCUCUCGUCCAUGGCCACGAAGCUGCUGGGACCAGUGCGCUUCGGCGACGUGUUUGCGCUGGCGUCCGAGGCCGAUCUGGUGGCGGCCCUGGGCGCAGACGCGGCCCCGGCAACGAACGUGCUGGCCAUGACGGUGGUGCACAAGGCCGUGGUGGGAGAUGGAGCUGAGACGGCCGACAAUCUGCGACGUCUCACCGGCAUGUACGCCCUCAUCACGGCCUUUUUGACGCGCUGGCUGGCUGCACCGGCGGCCGAGGUCGGCGAGAAGGGCGGCCGCGUGCUCGGCGAUCUGCUGGACGUCGACUGUCCGCUGGCACCGCCUUCUCAACCAGAAAACACAACAGCUUCGACUCCCAUGAUCAACGGCACGCGCACCAUCACCGUCGAGGAGCCCAUGGGUGGCGGUGGCGUGCUGCCGACCCUUCGCCUUGCUCCCGGACCCGGCGUCCUCUGGCGUCUCUUCUUCCGCGACGGUCUUUUCUACGACCGACUCGCGGCCAUUUGUGGUGGUGGUGGUGAUCACGACGGCCGGGCCGCGUAUGGAGACGACCCCCGCGUCCGCCUGCAGCGCACCAUCGCCCAGGGUCGCGUGUUGCGCGUGGUGCCACGACUGGCUUCGCUCAAUCUGGCUGCAGUGGCAAGCGAAGGUGCCGCUUCUACUUCUGCUUCUCCCGACGUCCUCUCCUUUGUCGCCCUUCACAUGGUCGACCGCUCCGACCGAUUGAUGCACCUCAGCCUCGUCGACUUCUUCGAAACGCUCGUCAGCGUUAUGCGUGUUGCCGUCCUCUCGACCACGGCCUCGGCUAAUGCUGCCUACGCCGUCGAGGUCCUGCGCGGUCUUCUUCGCAGCGCCACCGCUCACGACACCUUGCUGGCCGACGCCCUGCAAAGUCUGCCCGACCGCACCGUGCCCGAGGAGGCUGUCCUGCUGCGCGAAUGGCUGGCCCAGUUGAUCCCGUCGGCCGCACCGCGCGUGACUGGAUGGCCGUAG